AUGACUGCUCAUUCUAAUCACUUUGAUUCAACGGGAACAGACCCAGAACGUUCCCUCAAAGUUACCCAUUGGAAUAUUCGAAGGCCCUACGUUCAUCCUUUUAAUUUCGACGCAAUAUAG
Molecule: messenger RNA, 120 nt
Organism: Racocetra persica
Lineage: Eukaryota; Fungi; Glomeromycota; Glomeromycetes; Diversisporales; Gigasporaceae
Source: the annotation of a GenBank genome assembly